This is a messenger RNA of Hydatigera taeniaeformis, 264 nucleotides long. The record is from the annotation of a GenBank genome assembly. NCBI's taxonomy places the organism in Eukaryota, Metazoa, Platyhelminthes, Cestoda, Cyclophyllidea, Taeniidae.
AUGCUUCACAACCUCAUGGUGGUUCCAGCAGACCUGGGUCUUCUUCCCUCACUAAUUCGACCCACUCCAAGCGAAGUGGAGACUGCAACUACUGUUGUGCAACGUCAAGUCUUCCGGCGGAUUCAACUACCAUUAGACAAACUUCUUCAUGUGCAGAAGGUUACAAAGGCCAGUUUUUCUGAGAUCUCAAUGAGUCUUCUUUCCGGAGCCUUAAGAGCUUAUCAACAGGUUAGAACUAGUGCUUAUUUCACCAAAGAAUCAUAA